This is a messenger RNA of Galdieria sulphuraria, 2988 nucleotides long. RefSeq names its product bifunctional lysine-ketoglutarate reductase / saccharopine dehyrdogenase. Gene Ontology annotation, cellular component: cytoplasm. Gene Ontology annotation, molecular function: saccharopine dehydrogenase activity. The coding region runs from base 39 to 2867 and encodes 942 amino acids. NCBI's taxonomy places the organism in Eukaryota, Rhodophyta, Bangiophyceae, Galdieriales, Galdieriaceae. The record is from RefSeq and is a predicted model, not a curated record. The transcript has 5 exons.
UGAGUAUUUGUGAAGUUUUUGGAGACCGAUAGCAAAAUAUGUCGGAUGAAAAAUACUUAUCACUUGGUAUUAUUAGAGAAACUAGAAGUCACUGGGAAAGGAGGACUCCUAUCGUUCCAGAUCAUGUAAGGAAAUUGGUAGAGUUAGGAAUAAAAGUUUAUGUUCAACCCUCGAAGCUUCGUAUUUUUCCUGAUGAGGCAUAUGAAGAGGCUGGAGCUACUGUAACAGAAGACUUGAGUGUUUGUGGGACAAUUUUGGGAGUAAAGCAGGUUUCAGUUGCUUCGCUGCUUCCUCAAAGAACUUUUUGUAUGUUUAGUCAUACUAUCAAAGCACAGCCAGAAAAUAUGCCUUUACUAGAUGCAGUAUUAGAGAGGAAAGUUCGUCUCAUUGAUUACGAAGCCAUAGUUGAAGUUUCCCUUGAUCCUUCUGAAGGAAAACUUCCAGGGAAGAGGCUUGUUGCUUUUGGAAGAUUCGCAGGUUUGGCAGGAACUAUAACCUUUUUAAGAGGUCUUGGUGAACGUCUGUUGGCGCUGAGAUACAACACUGCAUUUCUUCAUAUGGGAUCAGCGUAUAUGUAUCCAGACUUGGAAACUGCCAAAGAUGCUGUUAUACGUGUUGGAAGAAUGAUAGAAGAGAGAGGUCUACCAAAAGAGUUGUGUCCAUUUAUUUUUGCAGUCACUGGAAACGGCAGAGUUAGUCAAGGGGUCCAAGAAAUAUUGACUUUGUUGCCUUGUAUGAAAGUGAAUGUGGAGGAUUUAGCAACUCUUUCAUGCUCAUCAGUAACGGAAGAUAUGAGACGUCGAAUAUAUUAUUGUGUUGUCACAACUGAACAUAUGGUGACUCCAGUAGAUUCUAAUAUGAAGUUUUCCAAGUCUGAUUAUUAUUGUAAUCCUUCCCGCUAUAAACCCAUUUUUCACGAAGUAGUUGCACCUUAUGUCUCAGUUAUUGUACAUGGUUCUUAUUGGGAUAUGUCUUUUUGUCGUUUACUUACUGACAACCAACUACAAAGCAUUGUAACUUUGCAAUCUCAACAAAGAAAGAGAAAAUUGAUUGGAAUAUGUGAUAUUACUUGUGAUCAUGAGGGUGCCAUUGAAUCUCUUAAGAAAUUCACAAGUAUUGAAGAUCCCUUUUAUAUAUAUGAUCCUAUCAGCAAGGAUUGUUUGGAUGACCUGAGUAGUCUUCCGGAUCGGGGUAUUCUAUUUCAUGCAACAGAUAACUUACCUGCAGAGUUAGCAAAAGAGUCUUCGGAACAUUUUAGUAAUUCUCUUAUGUCCUUUUUACCUAAGUUGGCAACUCAUGUGCCUAACAAGUCCACAGAAUUGAAUUUUGACGACUUACCUUUAGAGUUGCAACGAGCUUGUAUAGCCACAAAUGGUAAAUUAACUCCUCACUUUUCCUAUAUAUCUCGUUUGCGAGAAAUUCAUGAAGCGAAACCAAGCGAGUCACAAAGGUUUCACCGACAAGUGUUACUUAAAGGACACUUAUUUGACUCUAGAGCUAUUAACGAAGCAUUGGAUAUUAUUGAGGAAGAGCAUUGUAGUUUUGAAAUUCUCCGUUGGUCAAUAGGACAAACUAGGAAUAUGCCAUCCACUUUAUUGUUACGUUUAGACGCCAAUUCUGAGGAACAAGCAGAAUUGGUUAUGAAGAAGUUGGAAAUAGUAUCUGUAAAAGACAGCAAUAUCUUAAAAGAAACAUCUCAGACAACACUACAAGUCAAGGAUGUAUACGAGAAGAGUCAUUCAUGUUCUCCAAAAGUACUCGUUUUGGGUUCUGGAAGAGUAGCUGCUCCAUUGAUAGAUUAUUUAGCAGAUAAGGAAGGAUAUGAAUUGACUAUUGCAAGUAACGAACCUCAGGCAGCUAUUCAACUUGCCAGAAAUAGACCCAAUAUUCAGACGAUGUACUUGACUAUGGAAGAUAUGAAAGUCGUGAAGGAGUUGAUUGAGCAUCAUGAUGUGGUGGUUAGUCUAUUGCCGUCGCAAUUUCAUGCAAAUAUUGCCCGUUUAUGUGUUGAAAUUGGGAAACACUUUGUAACAGCUUCCUAUGUAUCCGCAGAAAUUCAGAAAUUGGAUCCAACUGCAAAGGAAAGAAAUGUUAUGCUCGUGAAUGAAGUGGGUUUAGAUCCAGGAAUCGAUCAUAUGCUUGCACAUAAGCUCAUUGCACAUGUUCGUUCCCAAAAUGGAGAAAUAGUAUCUUUUCAUUCUUGGUGUGGAGGCUUACCUGCGCCUCAGUGUGCACAUUCCAAUCCAUUUCUUUACAAGUUCAGUUGGAGUCCAAAGGGUGUUUUAGUUGCUAGCCAAGCGGAUGCGAAAUUCAAAAAAGAUGGUAAACUGAUUCAAGUUUCAGGAAAAUAUUUGAUGACUUGUGCGAGACCAGUUGGAAGCGAUGUAUUUCCAGAUGUUCCUCUUCCAUUGGAAGUUUUACCUAAUCGUGACUCUACUCUGUAUAUCGAAGAGUAUCAAAUACCGGAAGCAGAAACAGUAUUAAGAGGCACAUUGCGAUACGAAGGCUUUUGUCAGGUGAUGCAUGGUUGCACAGCAGUAGGCCUAUUAGAAACUACCAAAAAUGACUUUCUUUUGCGUUGUGUUGUGGGAAACGUUGAUCAACAACAUUUACGAGAAGAAGCUAGAAGCUUGAUUGCUUCUCACUGGGAAUACGGAAGACAGUUGUUGGAGGAUCAUCAGUUAUCCGAUUGUCAAGCAGACAAAGCCAUGGAGGCCUUGGAGUGGCUUGGCUUAUUUGAUGGCGAACUUUGUCAACUACUGAAAGACACAGAAAGUCCUGUCGAUGCUUUGGCUACGAUAUUGGAAAAUUCAGUAUCGACUGAAAAACUCUCAUGCAAUGCAUACGGUUACAGCAACUUUAAGUGAAGUGGGAGACAUGCAGUGGAAUAGAGAAGCAUACAAAUAUACAGCAAUGGCGAGGACAGUUGGAAUAACAUGUGCUAUGGCAGUCAAACUUGUCAUAGAAAAGAAAAUUUCAGGAUUGGGU